Paraglomus occultum is the source of this 2688-nucleotide messenger RNA. Lineage: Eukaryota; Fungi; Glomeromycota; Glomeromycetes; Paraglomerales; Paraglomeraceae. The record is from the annotation of a GenBank genome assembly.
AUGAACAGAGGAGCGGUAAAACGCAGUCCGAGUUUAUCCCAAAUGUCAGCCACGAAUGUCCUUCAAAUAUCUCCCAUAGAGACUCCCUCUCCCACUGGCGCAAACACACUCAACCGUCCAGCUCAAGCCUCACAAUCUCUCUACCAACUCUGUCUAGAUCUCAUCAACCGUUUAUACUGUGUCGAAGGCUUUGAACAAUAUUUAGACCAAGAUACACAGAAUGACACUCCAGUCGGAUUAUUAUGGCAGACUUUUAGAUUAGGAUAUCCAUUAUGCAUGCUAUUCAAUGCUAUGAAGCCUGGAAAACCGAUAGCAGAAGAGUUCUGUAAACCGAAUACGGGCGACAAUAAGGAGACUGCUACAAAGAAGAUGUUGUAUCAAUUUAGCGUUGGCUGUAAGAACGAAUUGGAUCUAAAUCAUGACGAAACCUUUACUGUAUCGGCAUUUACAAAAGACGACACAGACGGACUAGUAAAGGUCAUCAACGCAGUAAAACGCAUUCUCGAUCGCAUGGAAGCUAAAAAUCUUCUCAUUCCUUCCCGUCGACAAGUACGCACCUCUGAACCAAUACAACCAACUGAUAGCAGAGCACGAGUAGUAAACGAGAUACUCGAAACUGAACGCAAAUAUGUACAAGAUCUUGAGGCACUCCAAACCUACUCAAACGAAUUAAUUAAACAAGAAAUUAUAAGUGCUGAUACGAAUCACAAACUAUUCGCGAAUUUGAACCAUCUCGUAGACUUUCAAAGGAGAUUUUUGAUAGGUGUUGAGGACAAUGCUGCCAAGCCACCAGCUGAUCAGCGGUUUGGAUUAUUGUUCAUAGAAAAGGAAGACUCGUUUGAAGUAUAUGAGCCAUUCUGUGCGAAUUAUCAGUAUGCAUCAGAAUUAGCAAUUCAGGAGACUGACAAGUUGCAGAAAUUGAAACAUGUUGUCGAACCGACAUACGAGUUGCCUUCUCUAUUAAUUAAACCUAUACAACGUAUUUGUAAAUACCCUCUGUUGCUGCAAGAACUUCUUAAAUAUUCGGACCAAAAUGAAACACCAUAUUACAAUGAAAUAGAACGAGGGCUUAAGGCCAUAAAACGUGUGGCUGACCGUGUUAAUGAAACCCGUCGCAAGCAAGAGAAUGAGGCCGUGGUCAAAGAGCUCGAACGCCGUGUUGAAGACUGGAAAGGUCAUAGCGUAUCCUCAUUCGGCGUCCUCUUACUCGAGGACGUUUUCAUCAUGUCGAAAGAUGAUUCCGAACGUGAAUAUCACGUAUACCUAUUCGAGAAGAUUCUAUUAUGUUGUAAAGAGAUGGCUCAAAGGAGACCUCAGACGCCAGGAAGGAGUUUGUUAACCCAGAGGAGGCCUAAGCGUGCGAGUUUACAGUUGAAAGGAAGGAUUUUUAUACACAAUAUUUCAGCUGUUGUUAACAAUAGUCGGAGUGGACUCUGGUCUCUCAAAGUGUUUUGGCGCGGUGAUACAGAAAUGGAAUCUUUUUCUCUUAAAUGCCGUAACGAAGAACAGCUAAAGCAAUGGCAGUCGACUUUGGAGAAAUUGGUCACCGAUCAAAAUAGCAGCAAUCGCCAUACUCUCCCGGCUCAAAUGUCGAAGCCAAUCGACGUAUAUAUAGAGAAAGAAAAACGCACCCCGGUAUCAAAUACUCAACUUGUUUCAUUACAGAAUCUCACACCCAAUUCAUAUUACCGUGAUGAUGAUGCAGCGAGCCAAAGCUUACCAUACGGGCAGAUGCCACGGAAUCGCGCACGAGAUGAUCAAUAUGCACAGAACAAUUGGCAAUCGGUAUCAUCACAAAUGCAACAGGCACAAUCCCAAUAUUAUUCGCAAUAUAGGCCGCAUCAUGGAAAUAUGUCAAUGCCACCUCCCGCCCGCGCUGGACCUCCAGCAAUGCCCGGGUCAAUCACCACGAUGCUACCCAAUGCCUCGGCUAAAGAAUACAAUGGUCCAAACUACCUCCCACUGUCUCCUCCUCCGUCCCAUCCCAAUUCACCGGCUCAGUCAGUCCGGAGUAGUGGAAGUGCCAGUUCUCAAUCCUUAAACGUCUGGUCACGAAGAAGCUCGGAUCAUCCUCAAAGCUCCUUCACAGAUACUAUUGCUAGAUUCAUGGCAGAACCUGAUGAUGCGUAUGCGGGCACUGCACCGAUGCAAAGAACUCAUUCGCAUAAUGCACCAGUAUAUCAACAAGUUAGUAACCCGGUACCUCACAUACUACAGUCCUCCAUGAAAAUGAGGUCGCAGAGUAAUCCAAACAUUCACACAAUUCAAGAGUCAAGUCAGGAGACAGCAUCAGACAUGCCAUUUGCACCACAUUCCCAAUAUUCAAGAACGGGCAAUGGUUAUCAUGCGUCAUUACAGUCAACAGUAUCAUCUUCCAACGGCAGUUCUUAUAACGUACCCAGUGCAAUGACCACUCCCUCAUCAUCGAAUAUAUCUCUAGUCUCAUCGACGAUGAAGAUUAAAGUCAAUUUCGCGGACGAUAUUUUCGUUAUUGUCGUUCCAUCGGACAUUAAAUAUCGUGAUUUAUGCGAAAGAGUAGAAAAGAAAAUCGGGUUGAGCUCCAGGGCUGCUCAUCCGUUGAAAAUUAAAUAUCCCGAUGAUGAAGGCGAUCAUAUCACAAUGUCUUCGGAUGAAGACGUGCGCAUGGCUUUUGAGGAUCGAAGUUUCCUUAACUUGUAUGUCAUUUGA